Messenger RNA from Achroia grisella, 2085 nucleotides. RefSeq lists its product as uncharacterized. The coding region runs from base 1 to 2085 and encodes 694 amino acids. Gene Ontology annotation, molecular function: nucleic acid binding. The record is from RefSeq and is a predicted model, not a curated record. The transcript has a single exon. NCBI's taxonomy places the organism in Eukaryota, Metazoa, Arthropoda, Insecta, Lepidoptera, Pyralidae. Gene Ontology annotation, biological process: DNA integration.
AUGGAGGCAAUUAGAAAACUUCCCCACCCGUCUGAUAUAUCCGAAUUACGUUCAUUUUUAGGGUUUGUCAAUUUUUAUUCAAAAUUUAUUAAAAACAUAAGUUCUAUUUUAGUUCCCUUAUAUUGGUUACUAAAAAAAGGGGUCACGUGGGAGUGGACGAAGGAGUGUGAAGCGGCCUUCACAGAAAUUAAAUCUAUUCUUAUGAGCGGCAGAGUAUUAGCACAUUACGAUCCCGAUAAGCCCUUAUAUUUAACGUGUGACGCGAGUGCGCGCGGUAUAGGCGGAGUGCUCACACAGAGGGACGGCGCGAGCGGGACGGAACGACCGGUAGUGUUUGUAUCGCGGGCGCUGUCCGACGCGGAGAAACAUUAUGCACAAAUUGAUCGGGAGGCUUUAGCGAUCGUAUUUUGUUUGCAAAAACUUCAUCAGUACGUGUACGGGCGGCGUUUUAUACUACGCACCGAUCACAAGCCACUCGUUAGUAUUUUCGGCCCAAAACAUGGUAUUCCGGCGAUGGCUGCUAGUAGACUGCAACGUUGGGCUAUAAAAAUCGCGGCGUAUUCUUAUGAAAUUGAGUAUGUAAAUACCAAAGAUAACGCAGCCGAUGGAUUGUCGAGAUUACCCAUUCAAUCCAAAUUCCCUUCAAGCCUCCCGGAGCAAACAUAUCUACAUUUUGCACAUAAUGCCUUACUAAUGGAUCAUAGUGAGAUAAAAUUGCAAACUCAACGGGAUUCAAUCUUGAGUAGAAUAUUAUGUUAUAUACGUGAUGGCUGGCCAUCGGUUAAUGAAGUUAGAACAAUCCAACCAUUUUUCAAUCGAAAAACUGAGCUCUAUGAGGAGUUAGGCUGUAUUAUGUGGGGCCAUCGAGUGGUGGUGCCCGAAUGUUGUAGAAGUGUCGUGUUAGCGGAAUUACACGAGCCGCACAUGGGUAUAGUAAAGACCAAGGCCUUGGCACGAAGUUACGUGUGGUGGCCCGGCAUAGAUGAAGCGAUUGAACAACAAUGUCGUAUGUGUAAUACGUGCGCGGCUGAGGCGGACGCACCACCUCGGCACGCGCCCACUCCGUGGCCGUGGCCAACUCGACCGUGGUCCAGAAUACAUAUGGAUUUUUUGGGUCCCAUUAAUAAUAAAAUUUACUUAGUAAUUGUGGAUGCACAUACAAAGUGGUUAGAAGUAUUUCAAGUCCCCAGUACUGCGGCAGUACAUUGUAUAGCCAAGUUAAGCGAGUUAUUUGCGAGAUGGGGUAUUCCGAAACAAAUAGUCUCUGAUAACGGACCUCCGUUUUCAAGUUACGAUUUUGAAGCAUUCACUAAAAGUUUAGGUAUUAUUCAUUUGCAUACGGCUCCGUACCAUCCAGCUUCUAAUGGAGCCGCAGAAAAUGCCGUUCGUACGAUUAAAAGAGUGAUAAAAAAGGCCUUACGAGACGGGACGGAUAUAAAUUUAAGUAUAAAUUUUUUUUUACUACACUAUAGAAAUAUCGCACAUUGUACUACGGGAGAAUGCCCGGCGUCGUUAAUGUUAGGUCGUAGAUUGCGGACUAAGCUGGAUGUCUUGAGACCUAAUUUAGAAAACAAGUUAUCUCAGGCUCGUCAACGCAAACAGCAGCGAGAAGGGGUUGCGUUGGAAAUAGAACGUAAAUUAAAACCGGGAGAUGAGAUAUGGUUACGACAAUAUAGUGGAGCACAUAAGUGGCUACCAGGAACAGUGACAGAACGUUUAGGUACAACUGAUUAUAAGGUUUGUGAUACGUCGGGUAGGGAAUCACAUAGACAUAUCGAUCAAUUAAAAAGGAGAUCAAGGUCGUCUGUAAUUGGUACAUCGUCUUUACCAUCCGACGAGGGAGCAGCUGGCGACUGGCCUGAGGGUAGUAAUGAGAACCCGGGUAGAUAUUCGGUUGACAAAGAAGAUAGGGAGCUUAAAGAUACGAAUACGAUGGAUAGAAUCGGUGAGCUUGAGAAAGAAGGAAGGGUCCCCUCCCCAGUAGCAGUCGACGAAGAACCCAAAGCUGAAAAAUCCUCUAGUCCACCGACCCAGUCUCGCCGUCCUAUAAGGCAGUGUCGAUUGAAUAAACGCCUAAUUAAUUAA